This is a messenger RNA of Helobdella robusta, 1110 nucleotides long. RefSeq lists its product as hypothetical. The transcript has a single exon. NCBI's taxonomy places the organism in Eukaryota, Metazoa, Annelida, Clitellata, Rhynchobdellida, Glossiphoniidae. The record is from RefSeq and is a predicted model, not a curated record. The coding region runs from base 334 to 921 and encodes 195 amino acids.
GUUGUUUUCAAAUUGGUUUAGUUAGGAAAGGUUUGGUGCAAAAAAAUAGCACUGUAAUGUGAGUUUUUAAAAAUUAUUUCAAAUAAAAAUGUAAUAAAUGUUAAUGAAUCUAACAAUGCCAAUGCUUAAACUCGCAGUUGUACUAACAACAUUUUUCAAAUUUAGAAAAUCACAAAUACGAAAUUGUGAUAUUGAUGCUGUGAAUCAAUAAUUUGCCAUUAUAAAAUGGAAUAUUAACAUAAAACAAACUGUCAACAACUUGUAAAACAAUUGCAACUCCGGACUAAACCAAUUAGUUAGUUGCUCGUCAGCAUCCAACAACUCACACACACCAUGUCGUCGGAUUCCAAGAAACAAGGAUUUUUCUCAAAAUUGUUCAGUUCGUCAAAAGAUAGUUCAGAGAAAAAGAAAUCUCGCUCGUCAUCGUCAUCAUCUUCGCAUCCAUCGAGCCCCUCCACACCAGCCACAAAUGAAUGCUCUUCAUCUUCCUCACGACCACAGUUUCAACAAGCGCCACAGCAGCAGCAACCUCAGCGACAACAUAAGAAGCGCAACUUGAGUCGCAAAAAAACAAAUCGCAAUCAAACGUCGUCAAUGCAACAUCAGCCGAUGAGUAAGGUCGACGUGUCGAAACCUCUGGAAUUCCCAGCCACUCCAGAAACCAUUCUCGCCUACCACAAGAAAAGACCAAUCCUGUCGAAGAACGAGGAAUGGCUCAUCGUGGAGCUGAACGAAUUCGAAUGUUUGGUGGAGAGCAUGGACAUUGUGCGGACCAUCGCUGAACAUUCAAAGUUCUUCGAAGUGGAACCGGAUGAUCUAUGGCAGGAAUUCUUUGAAUUUGUGGAGGAUCUGUCUAGUUACGAUGACAUCAUCAAUUUCGAUGUCUGGCAGGAAUUCAGGGAUCAAAAAUAUCCGUGUUGAUUCGUGGAGCGUGUUGAACAUUAAGUCAAUUAUAUUGCUAACAUUUUACGCUACUAACAAUCCUAUCAAACUAGCAUUGUUAGAGUAAUAUUUUAAAAAAUUUUAUUGAACUUCAUCUUGGUUCAAGAAGUUGCGGCAUAAAUGUAAAUGAUUCACAUAAAUUGUAAUAGAAUUACAAAUAUACUUAUA